UUGUCUUGUUGUUGUUGCUGUACUGUUUUGCGGUCUGCGCUCGCGACUAACUUGGCUAACUUGGCUAACUUCUGGAUUCGGAAUUGGCCCGGUGCAUUGCAUCUGCACACUCGGUGGCGCGCGCUUGUCUUCUUGAGGCUUCUUCAACCCAAACGGUCGUGUUUCGCGAGCUUUUCUGCCUGUAAUAGUUCAAUAAUAGUUAUUUCUUUUUUUUACGGUGUUUACUGUUUCUGUGUCUUGAGAGCGUGCGAAGUGCGAAGUGCGCGCAUGCGUAGUGGCUGAUAAUUAACCAAUUUGAAAAUUGCGGUUCUUCUGCUUUUUCGCAAUUCGAAUUGACCGCAUAAUUGCGCAAGGAAUUCGAUUUUUUUUCUUGUUUAUGCUACAAGUGUCAUAAAAAACAAGAAGAUUACCAAAAGUUUUAAAGAAAUGCAAAACCUGCCAAGUCACUAUUAAAGGAUUAAGGAAAGGAUGUAACUUUCGUUCUGAAAGACAAGAUUCUCGAACUUGGACUGGGAGUAGGCCAAUUAAGAGUUAGCCACGCGGCCGCACGAACAGGUGUCGUCGCUUCCAGCCGCAGCAACUUCAGCAGCAGCAGUAGCAGCAACAGCAGCAGCAGCAGCAGUAACAUCUAGUGACAGCAGCAACAUCCAAAGACAGCAGCAACAAGUGGCAUCAUUAUCAUUUGCGGUUUCGAUCAUCGGCGGGGCGGUGUGCGCCGUUGCCUCUGGCAGAAAACGGGAAAUCGGAAACAUGUUCUCCUCCAGCGCCUCGGCCGCAUCCACAUCCUUCAAUCUCGGCCAGCUGCUGCCUUUGGCCGUCGCCAUCGGAGUGUUGCAUCUGCCGCAGUUUGCGUGUCAUGCUGGCUGGGCAACCAGAACGCCAGAAAAUUUGAUCAACGAUUCAAGCCCCACACCCACCACCACCACCACUAACAGCAUGCAAAUCCAGGCGAUGCAGGUGAACUGCAGCCGGGAGCUGCUCGAGAUGCACCUGGAGUUGAGCCGCCCCUUUCGGGGAUUGCUCUACGCAAAGGACUUUCCGCUGGAGUGCCGCGCCAGUGGCAAGGACUCCACGCGUCUGCACCUCCGCAUCCCCACAUCGGGAUGCGGAGUGAGGGCGGAGCCACUGGGGGACGGCAGCCUGGAGUACACGGUGCGGGUGAUGCUCCAAAAGGAGCAGAAGCUGCGCCAGAGCACCGACAUCCUGAGCUCGGUUAGGUGCCAGCUUCCGCCCACUGCGAUGGGCAUGCCACUUCCGGUUCUGCGACAGGAAAUGGGACACGACAGAAAUGCCAGGAUGCGAGCCCUGGCUGCUGCUGCGUUUCCAGCCGCCCCGGCGUCCAGGGAGACGCCGCGCGUGCGGAUCUGGCUGGAACUGGGCGGUCCCAAUGGCACCGGAUCCGUGGAGGUGGGCGUGGCCACCACCCUGACGGUGAGGGCCAUUGUGCCGGGAAACAUCGGAGUGCGGGUGGUGGACUGUGCUGCGCUCGAUGGACUGGGAGAAUCCACGCAGCAAUUGCUCGACGCCCGCGGCUGUCCCAUCGACGAGCAGGUAAUGCCCGCUCUGCACACCCAGCACCGUCCGGCGGAGGAGGGAUGGUCCAAGCAGCACGAGGAAGACCUGGUCGAGCGGACGUUCGCGGCCACGUUUCCCGCCUUCAAGUUCCCGGACCGCGAGCGCCUCCACGUCAGCUGUGGCGUGCAACUCUGCAAGGGGAAGUGUCCGACUCUAAAUUGUCGCCUGAAGACGCCUCCGCCGCCGUUGAGCGCCGAGCAGCACCUGGCCCGCAUCGAGGUGUUCAACUCGCUGGCCGUGACAGCUCCCCAAAUCGAGGUGGACCGCCUGCGGUACGAUAGGCGCCACAACAUGAGCGGAGAGGAUUAUGCACCGCAUGUGAGGGGCCAGCCGAUGCCCGGCGAGGGAACCCUCUGCCUGUCCAUCUCCAAGCUGGCCAUCUCCUUCUGCGUUCUGGGCCUGAUCUUCCUGGUGGCCGUGGUGGUGGCCAUCUUCUCGCUGAUUCGAUCGCGUCGUCGGGAGCGUCGUCAUGGAGCUGGCUUGAGUCUGGGACUGGGAUUGGGAGUGGGCAUCGCGGGGACGAGCACCUCGAACAGCAGCAGCCGACUGCAUCGGGAUCGGGCCGAGAUCUGCACCUCGAUGUUCUCAUCCAGCAGCGAAUCGGCGCAGUCGCAGUCGCAGCCGCGUUUCGGGGCCAAGUUCCUGAUGCCCUACUAUCCGAAUACCCUGCCCUACGGCCGUGUCUACUAAUUGCUAACGCAGCAGAGUUUUUUAGUGGGGCGGCUACCCAGAGACUGACGGAAUCGUCUAACGAGUGGUACACCAAAAUAAGGUCUAACUUUAGCAAUAUUAUCCGUAGUUCUAUAACUUUCGGUUGGUCGAAAGGAUCUUGAAAGCGUUUUGCAAGCGGUUUGGGGCCAAAAUGUGUUUUGAUGUCCUUUCGCUGUAGCUGUAAGUAAUAUUUACAUAUUAGAUCUAAGAAUAAAAACCUAACAUAAUUGCAACUAAAUCAAACUCAAACUCCU
Drosophila erecta is the source of this 2540-nucleotide messenger RNA. RefSeq lists its product as uncharacterized. The coding region runs from base 751 to 2265 and encodes 504 amino acids. Lineage: Eukaryota; Metazoa; Arthropoda; Insecta; Diptera; Drosophilidae. The record is from RefSeq and is a predicted model, not a curated record. The transcript has 6 exons.